Messenger RNA from Hyaloscypha bicolor E, 2661 nucleotides. RefSeq lists its product as uncharacterized. Bases 1 to 2661 code for a protein of 886 amino acids. The record is from RefSeq and is a predicted model, not a curated record. Lineage: Eukaryota; Fungi; Ascomycota; Leotiomycetes; Helotiales; Hyaloscyphaceae. The transcript has 4 exons.
AUGGCGCCCAAAUCAGUCUCCGUGACUGUCAAGUAUUCGAAGCCGGGAACCCAGCCCCCGCUCUUCCUCGCUGGUUCCUUCUCCGAUCCAGCAUGGCAUCCACAAGAGAUGCAGUAUACAACGAACGAAGCCGGCGAGCACGAAUUCUAUAAAGAGGUUCAAGCUGAGGAGGGGAAUGUAUAUCAAUACAAGUUUCGCGUUGGUGAGGGCGAUUGGUGGAUGUUGAACGAGGAUUCGCCUACAGUUACCGAUGACGUUGGCAACCGAAAUAAUCUUCUUUCUAUCCCCGAGAGCGAAGAGCCAAUUGCACAACCCAAACACGACGAACAUCCACCGGCAGCAGCGGAGGCGACCUCACAUCCUGUUGCAGAGAUGGCGAGCACAAUUUCAGAAGCACUUGCAGGCAAAAAGAUAGUCGAGGACGCCCCGAUUGAUACCAAAGGCGAGGGAAGAGAAGUCGAGACGUCAAAAGAGCAAGCAGAGCCUAAGGAUCACACCAUGAUCACACCCGCACACACGAACACACCAGUUCCAGAGUCUGUUGAAGACGCAGAGGAGGCAGACGCAGAGGAGGCGGUCGAGAUCCCAAAGAAAGUUCAAUUAAACGUACAUCACGUCCAUGAAGACGCCAGUAUUACCCCAGCAGCAGCCGAAGAUGAUAGUGCGCGCACACAACACGUCGCAGACUCUCUCCUACAUCCUACCGAUACUGCUCAUUCUCAAGAAGCAGGACGCCAAACUGAUUCGGCUUCCCUCGCUCCAUUUCUUCCCGGAACUCAUGAACCAACCUCCACACCGGCAGUUCAAGUUGAUCAACCAUCGUCAGAGACAACAAACUCAUCGCCAACCUUGAUCAUCGAAAAGGUAGACGAUGAACUACGACAUGGGGAUGAUUUCGGAUCGGCAGCAACGGUUGGACAGAAGGAUGCGCAUCUCCCCCGCUCCCGGGACGCUGAGCCAGACCAUGUGGUCGUGAGAUCAGAGUCUCGCACGCCAGAACUUGCUGAUACCGCUGCUGAAGUUUCCGAGUCCGCUGCCUUGCUUGACAGGGACAGAGAUCCACCCACACCACCGAUGUCCGACGAAGAGGCUGGACGUAUUGGUUACAGAAGAAUGUCAAGUACCCCGAUUCCCGAGGUCGCAAAGACAGCUGCAGAGGUUGCGGAUGUUGCUGCUACGCUCGAUGAGCGACCUACACUUCACCUUGAAACUGCACCCCAUGCGUCAGAAAUCCAAGAAGAUGAUGAGGAAGAUCUUCUGGAUUCUGGUGCGAGUACUCCAGCAUCCCAGAAAGCCCCAAGAUUUGCGUAUGAAUGUCUCGGCGAGGAUGAUAUCGGUGUUCCCGCACUUCCGACUCGUAGCCAACCUCCCAUCGAUCCGCUUGAGCCCGUCCGUUCGCCAUAUGACGAAGCCGUGGCUGUCGAUUGGAAUGAUCCUUCAAUUGAGAUAUUCCCUACUGACCGAACAUCAAUCCUCGACACGAUUCGGAGGCUCUCAGAGCGCUUGCCUGAAGACGUCCCUGAUUUGGAUAUCGUUCCGCCAUCCCCCGUUAUUGGACCAAACGGUCAACCUCUUGAAGGACGGUCGCCAGCGCCAUCGCCAGCCGUGGUUCCGCAUAAAAUUUCACCGUCUCUUGAUUCGAUCACCGAAGAAAAUGACGAUCUGCAAGAAACACUUGUCUUAAUGCCUAAAGUCUCGAAGUUGGCAUCCAGAAAUGGAGAGAAAGAGAAUAAAGCCUUGAGCAAGUGGUUGGAUGACAGCAUUGCAGCGCCUAAAGAAACCGAGAAGGCAAGCUUGGAUGGUCCUCAUGAAGCUGUCGAGCCCGAGUCCACUGAGUCGACUGAAAUCGGACCAGAAAAGAUUACUACGAAGCCAAGUGUUGAGGUCGAGCCAACUAUGCAGGCAAAGGACGAAGUCGAAUCAAAGGAGACUCCAGAUGGGAAAGUUGCAGAAGAAAAUCACCAGCCUCAAUUUUCAAAUAUCACCGAGGUUGAGGAGGCGACUGUCGAAAAGACAGAAGAGUCGCCCAGUGUUGAAGUACCACGAGCUAGCGGCGAGCCAGAAAUGACGAGCAAAGAGCAGAGAGAAGAGAGAACGGCGGCACCAGAGGGGAUUUCGAGUGAGGUCAAUGAAGUCGGCCCCGAGACCCCCCUUCCUGCGCCUGUCGAGCAGACUUCGAGUGAGAAACCCCACGUACCCUUGCCAACUACCCCAUUCGUGGUUGGCGACAGACAACUUGGUCAUGACGAUGAAGUUCGUGAGAUAUCCACAGACGGCGAUAGUCCAAACAUCACAGUCCAACCAGCAACCCCAGCUGCACUGAAGACAGAAUUCGUCCAGAAGCCACUCGACGCUGCAAAGAGCACAGGCAUCGAAGAAGAGAACGGCCGCCAAGUCAAGUCCCGGAAGAACCCCAGAUCCCAAUCGCCAGAACGACCCAUCACACCCAGCUCCAUGCGUUCAGCCACCAGAGACACCAAAUCCAAGAACCUCCUGAAGGCGUUCUGGCGUGUCGUGUUCGUUGAUUGGAUCGGAGGACUGAUUCGUGCACUCUGCGGUGGCAGAGGCAGUUAUACGCUGCUGGCGGUAGGCGCAAUUGUCCUGGUUGUCAUUGCCCCUACUUUGUAUUCCUCAUGCACUGGCUUCUCCCUCUGGGGAUAG